GCAAAACUGCAAGCCAAUUCGCGGCGGUUUCUGGUAUCGGAUUUGUGCUGAGCCCAGCGGGUACACACUAUGCCAUGCCAUACCGUCCUAUCCCUCCGGGGAUCUACCGACUACCAUCCCCCCUUACUUCCCCACACCAUAAAAAACUGUCAUUAAGCUGGCGCCCAGCUGUCAACUUUCGUAGGGGUCCAACCCCCACCACCCAACAAAGGAAGGGAAAAAAUAGCCUUCCAAGAAAAGAUUCCAGUGGCGCUCUCUUCAACGCUCUUCGGCUCUCUUUGCGGCAUCCCUGCGCAUGUCCAUGGCCGCUUGGUUUGGCUUGCCGAUGCUUUUUUCCACACUUGAGAUUACAUAACAGUUGGCAGAGCGUAUGGCUAAAAUCGGCAGAGUUACGAUACAAAUUUAGCGCAAAUCUUAACAAAAUACUGUUAAAAACAUUCCAACAAAAAAACCAAAAAUGAUGUACCAAAGCAGUUGAUUAAGAAAAACUCACCCAAAAAAAUAAAACAAAAAUUAAACACCAAAAACAUAUAUAUAAAUAAAAAGUAUAUAUAAUAUAUUAAUAUCCGAUAAGCGUUCAAAACUUAAACGUAAACCUUAAGCUACAAAGAACUACACGUAGUUUAACAAAAACUAGCUUCAUAGACAAGACACCCUCCUGCAACCCGAGUGACAAGACGAAUAAGUAAUUCAACCAAAACUAAAACCAAAACCAACAACAACCGCAGCAAGCAAAUAAAAGCAUUAAAAUGGCCGAUAAGAAAAUUGGUGAAUACUAUUCACCGCCAGUUAAAAUGGGCAAAUGGGAGGGUUUCAAAAAAUUCCUAUGGAACAGUGAAACUAGCCAAUGCCUUGGACGUACCGGUUCCAGUUGGGCGAAAAUUCUUCUGUUCUACAUAAUAUUUUAUGCGGCGUUAACUGGAUUCUUUGCUGCCAUAUUUACGGUGUUCUAUCAAACGUUGGACAAUGAGAAGCCCAAAUGGAUGCUUGACAAUGGUUUGAUUGGAUCCAACCCAGGUCUUGGCUUCCGACCCAUGCCCCCAGAGGCGAAUGUUGAGAGCACAUUAGUUUGGUACGAAGCAUCCAAGAAGGAUAACUACAAAUACUGGGUCGAGGAGACUUCAAAAUUCCUGAAAUCAUACGAGGAUCUUGAGAAGCAGAACCAAGUGAACUGCAGCUUCGAGCAUCCACCACCAGAAGACAAAGUAUGCGGCAUUGACAUCUCGACCUUUGCCCCAUGUACAGCUGACAGCCAAUUUGGCUAUAACGUGGCCAGACCCUGUAUAUUCCUUAAGUUGAAUAAGAUCUACAACUGGGUGCCAGAAAUUUACAACGAUUCAAAGACCUUGCCAGAGCAUAUGCCCGAGGAACUGAAACAGCACAUCAAGGAAAAGCAAAGCCUGCGACCCAAUGAAACAAACGUAGUCUGGGUGUCGUGCGAGGGUGAGAAUCCUGCCGAUGUUGAGAACAUUAAAGCACGUGAUUACUAUCCGCGCAUGGGUUUCCCUCGUUACUAUUUCCCCUUCAAAAACAUUAUGGGAUACAUACCGCCUAUUGUUGCUGUUCAAUUUACCGUUGAAACCGGCGUUUUGAUCAACAUUGAGUGCAAAGCCUGGGCCCGCAACAUCAACCACGACCGCUCAGACAGAAGAGGAUCCGUUCACUUCGAGUUGAUGGUUGAUUAAGAGAAGCGUUAAGGACAUGACAACGGUGCGGAUGAUCGGGAUCGGGAUCGGCAGUAUCAAGGCAGCGGCCAUCGAAGAAUCUAUGAGAGAUUGAGUUAAAUGAACAGAAAGAAGUAUAGAAAAAAUAAAACCGCAACAAAAUCCACACACAAAACAGAAACAUGAACAGUGUAGCAAUGCAUAAAUGACUAGUUUAACGCAAAAAAAACAUGCGAGAUACAGCAACAACCAAAGAGAAAACUAAAAGAAAUGAAGCUACAAGAAGAAAAUGGAAAACUUAAAAAUUACAGAAACUAGCGCGAUAAAGCAAAAUAAAAAAAAAGCUAAAACAAAAUAAAAACCUACCCAACGCUAAAUAAAGAACGCCCCACACAAGAUCACACAAAAACCUUAAUUUUUUAGGACAAUUUUAUUUAGUUACAAAAUUUAGGCAGCAACUAAAAAAUAUGAUUGGCAGGCCUCAAAAAAUAGCGAAAAAUAUUAUAUUAUCCGUAAUAAACUUUUAAAACAAAAGCAAAAAUAAAAAAAUGUUCUUAAGAAAUUUCUGAUUGGUUUUUUAGUGUCAUUUUUGGAACAGGAACAACAAGAAACAUAUAAACGACAAACAGCGCAGCGAAAAAAACUUUAAAAUGCGAAACAGCAAUUGUACUUAAAAAUAACAAAAAUGAUUUGAACAUAAAACAAUUAUAUUUAAAUAACAAUGAAAUAUAUAUGUAUAUGUAUUUAUAUAUAUAUAUAUAAAUUGUACAAUUGGAGGACAUAUAAACAAAUAUAUGUAUGUUUAUAUAUAUAUUUAUCUUUAUAUCUACUCUUCUCUAGCCCCUUUCCCGUCAGCACCCAUAAGAAAAAAACUCCUGAAGAGCAAAAAACAUUGCUUAGAGUCCCAAAAUAUAAUUUUGUUAAAUUUGUUAUAAAUGUAAGCAGAGUGCAGCAUUUUCCCCACAUUAACAAAAUAAAACAAAAGGCAUUAAAAGCGCAUAACACUUACUUGUUUAAACACUACAUUAAUAAAGCAACAACAACUUAAAUUGUAGAUUCUUAAAUAAAAUUAAACAAGAUCUGCAGAAGGCAACUAAGGCGCGAUAGUUAAUAAACCACAAUUAUAUAAAAAGGCAUAAUUGAAGGAAAACUAAAGAGCAAAACCAAGACAUAUUUGAAAUUAAUACUCUUCACUUAUUAUUGAAAACCCCAGAUCCAAUAUCAUUAUUGGGUUGAUCGCAUGAAAAUAUUUUAUUUAAUGAAAUAUAAUUGAAGCAAACAUAACAAAUAGCUGAAAUAAGAGUAAAGAGGUUACGGUUACAAUAAAAAUGAAGAGCAUACAAAAUAAAAAUAUAUUAUGUAUACAACACCAAACAACCCCAAAAAUAAUAUAAAUAAAUCCAAGUUGUUUUAACUAAAUAAAAAAAAUCCGUUUCCAUCUUAUAUGUUUUACAGCGAAUCCAAGAGGUUAGUUUUCCGAAAACAAUGGUGGCCCUCCCUCCUUUCAGCUUCUGAUUGGAAGCCAUUUAUUCCGUCAUGGAAUAGAUGAUAUUACAACUUUUUGUUUACUCAUAAACAAACAGUUGACUCGACUCUGAAUAUGAUAUGCAAAAUAAAUAUUUGAACCUCAAAUAACUUAAAAGCAAAGCUGUCUAUUUUCCCAAAAAAAUAAAGAGCUCGCAGCCGGCAUAACAAAAGCUUAAUAAUUAUCCCUUUUUCCAUCCACUUUAACUAGUGUAAUUUCUAAGAGUAAAGUAAGGUGAUGAGCCAGACGAAAUGCUAUAAAGUUUUGCCAAAAAAAAAAAGGAAAAACCAACUGCAGAAAAUAAAUCAAUAAAUAAAAGUAUAAUGGAAAAUGUUAUACAUAAAUAUAAAAAUAUAUGUAUCAUGAAAAAAGGAAAAA
Drosophila gunungcola (fruit fly) is the source of this 3567-nucleotide messenger RNA. RefSeq names its product sodium/potassium-transporting ATPase subunit beta-2 (gene nrv3). Bases 750 to 1685 code for a protein of 311 amino acids. The record is from RefSeq and is a predicted model, not a curated record. NCBI's taxonomy places the organism in Eukaryota, Metazoa, Arthropoda, Insecta, Diptera, Drosophilidae. Gene Ontology annotation, biological process: intracellular sodium ion homeostasis; sodium ion export across plasma membrane; potassium ion import across plasma membrane. Gene Ontology annotation, molecular function: ATPase activator activity. The transcript is spliced from 8 exons. Gene Ontology annotation, cellular component: sodium:potassium-exchanging ATPase complex.